Messenger RNA from Cyphellophora europaea CBS 101466, 771 nucleotides. RefSeq lists its product as uncharacterized. The transcript is spliced from 5 exons. Gene Ontology annotation, molecular function: sedoheptulose-bisphosphatase activity. Lineage: Eukaryota; Fungi; Ascomycota; Eurotiomycetes; Chaetothyriales; Cyphellophoraceae. The record is from RefSeq and is a predicted model, not a curated record. Bases 1 to 771 code for a protein of 256 amino acids. Gene Ontology annotation, biological process: ribose phosphate biosynthetic process.
AUGUCUGACCUCGACGCCACCACACCACGCGUCUUCCUCGCCCGCCAUGGUGAAACGGAAUGGACCAUCUCAGGCCAGCACACGGGCACGACCGACCUCCCACUCACCCCCCUGGGCGAGCGCCAGGUCUCCUCCACGGGCCGCCUGCUAGUCGGGCCCGGAAAACUCAUCGAUCCCCGGCGCGUACAGCGCGUGUGGGUGUCGCCGCGGCGGCGGGCUCGACGCACGUUCCAGCUGCUCUUCGGGUCUCUCCCGGUACCACCAUCAGCCGAUAGUGAGGGCGGCGGGGAGGAGGUCGCGGGCGUCAAGGUUGAGGGGCUCUUUGGCGGUGGAAUCGGGUCUGUGGUGGUCUCGGAGCGGAUACGGGAGUGGGACUAUGGGGAGUAUGAGGGGAUGCGGCCGGAUGAGGUGCGGGAAUCGAGGCGAAGGAUGGGGAUGGAGAAGGAAGGGGACCCGCCGUGGAGUGUGUGGAGGGAUGGAUGCGUGGGCGGCGAAUCGAAGGCCGACAUCGAGGAGCGUCUUGAUAGGUUGAUCGGUGAGAUCAAGGAACUACAGAAGCCUUAUAUGGAGAGUGGGGGGAAUGGGGAUAUUGUACUGGUGGCGCACGGGCUGAUUCUACGGUGCUUCGUCAAACGAUGGUUGGAUUUGCCAGUCGACGACUCGCUCCCCAUGCUCUUAUCCCCUGGAUCAAUUGCGAUUUUGAGUUAUAAGAAACAUGAUAUUAAGCAGCCAGCCUUCUACAUGGGCAUGGCGCUCCCGGCGGGCGAAUGA